AUGACGACCAUCUCACAGGCACGUCCUUCGUUGACGAACAACGACGCCGCAGUCCUCCAGGCCCUCUUCGAUGCCGAAUCCUCACCUUCAUCCGGUGUCACAGUGGACUCCUCCCUCCCACCCUGGCCAGCAACAGUAAACAUCUCCCAAGCAGACUUCAACGCCCUAAAAGCCCGGGAAACACAAAUCAUCCUCAAGCUCCAAACAACCGAAACACCAACGCAAGAAACAGUGCAAUCAGCACUCGAAGAGCUAAACGCUCUGCUGGAAGAAUAUCCAACCUACCCACCCGCAUACACAAACCGCGCCCAAACCCUCCGUCUCCUUGCAGACCUCCAAUACAACCAGCGCCACACCGACGCUGAACCAUCACGCACCGAAACCAACACAGACGAGUCCCUCUUCACCCCAGAAGCGGCAGAUCUAUCAUCCAGAAUCUUCGCCGAUCUAGGCAAAGCAAUCACGCUCGCCACGCCAGCGUCCCCCGCAGACCCGAUUUCGUCGGUGCAGGCGCGACUAUUGGCUGAUGCGCACACGCAUCGCGGGUAUUUGCUAUUGAAGGCUGCGCGGGUGAAGAAGACUCGGUCUGAGAGGGAGGUGGAGAAUGUAGGACCGGAGCGGUUGCGUGGUCAUAGUGCGGAUCGGUUGGAGGAGAUGGCGAGUCGGGAUUUUUUCUUUGGGGGUCGGUAUGGGAAUAAAGUUGCACAGCAGUUGGCUGUGCAGACGAAUCCUUAUGCGAAGAUGUGUGGGGCUAUUGUGAAGGAGGCGAUGAGGAAGGAGAUGGAGGGUUGA
Messenger RNA from Penicillium cataractarum, 792 nucleotides. It is a transcript of the gene hmgX, whose product is annotated as protein hmgX. The coding region runs from base 1 to 792 and encodes 263 amino acids. NCBI's taxonomy places the organism in Eukaryota, Fungi, Ascomycota, Eurotiomycetes, Eurotiales, Aspergillaceae. Gene Ontology annotation, biological process: cilium assembly. The transcript has a single exon. The record is from RefSeq and is a predicted model, not a curated record.